UGCAUCGGUGGCGGAGACGACGACGACGACGCCGCUUUGUCAUUCGAGCGACUGGUUCCAGCUGCGCCUCUUCGGCGCUUCGAGCCACAAAACCAGACCACUUUCUUGGCGCUCAGCUCAGUUGCCGAAAGAAAGUCCGUCGAGUCGUGACCACCACCGGGUGCAGAGCACCACGAGGAAAAUCUUAGUUUAAAAAAUAUAAACUUCACUCUGGAUUCCGACUUGGAUUCACAAAAUCAGAGUCUCUGCACCGCCCGUGGAAAGUUGUUGAUGUUCGCGUCGAUUUCGGAAUUUUUUAGAGUUUAGUUCGCGUUUUGUCAGAGCUCUUGAAAUGUGCAAUUUGUUUUGGCUUUCGGCCUGUUUUGUGGCCGUCUGCCUGCCCCUCGCCCUCAGCGAUCCGAAUGCGAAUGCCACUCAGGCGGCGCCAGAAGCUGCCAGCCUCCAGGCGGAACCCAAGCCGCAGGCAGAUCUGGUGCCCACGGCGGAGAAACUGAUCCGGUAUCGCCGCCAGCCACCCUACGGCAAGCGUUCCAAGCUGCGCCGCCGGACAAAGGGUCCGCCCAAAAUCAAGUACGGACCACCACCGCCGGGUCCCUAUCGGUAUGCGAAGCCCCCGCUUCCUUCCCACAUCGAGGAGCCCAGCUUCUCCAUCGAGGACUUUCAGAACCUGAAGUUCGAUCCUGCCGACUUCAAGAUAUCCACCUCCAGCUACGAGGCCCAGUCCAUGGAUUUGGACUUCUACAACCAUGAGCCGGAGCCCGAUCUCUAUGGGGCUCACAAGUUUCCCAGCCUGGACUUCGGACUGGUCACCACCCACAACGAUCACAUGCCCCACCAGAAGUACGGGUUGCCACCUCUGACGCAGAGUUUCCACCCAUCGGACCAUUCAUUCGCCUCACACUAUGAGCCGCCUCCAGCUCCGGCUCAUCCGCCCUCCACGCGCUACGGAGUACCCUCGAUUCCGGCUCCGGUUCCCAACUUUUCCCAUCAGGAUCUGCCAGCUCCGGAUUCCUACUCGAUUUACGAGCAAAAGAUUCCUAACGUGGGCUACCAUCAGAACUUUGCAGAGCCAGCAGCCAAAAAACCUGGAAAACAUAAUCCAAACUUUGAGAUUGCGUACUCUCCGCCCGCCUUCGAGAUCAGUACAUCGUAUCAAUCUAACCACCAGCAGAGCUAUGUGCCGCCCAAGGCCCAUGAGGGCAGUUUCGCAGAACCGCCUCCGGCCACCAACUAUGUGAAGCCGGUGCAGCAUCCUCCGGCAAAUGGAUAUGGUCCACCGGCCACUAACUAUGGCCAGCCCGCGCAGCAUCCUUCCUCCAGCUACGAUGCGCCUUCCCAUCCUCCUUCUUCCAGCUAUGAUGCGCCACCUCAUCCUCCAUCAUCAAGCUACGAUGCGCCACCUCAUCCUCCAUCUUCUGGCUAUGAUGCGCCACCUCAUCCUCCCUCAUCAGGCUAUGAGGCACCUCCUCAUCCUCCUUCAUCCGGCUAUGAUGCACCUCCUCAUCCUCCUUCAUCCGGCUAUGACGCACCGCCGCAACAUCCCUCCUCCAGUUAUGACUCGCCACCUCAACAUCCUUCCUCCAGCUAUGAUUCUCCGCCCCAACCACCCAGCUACGACCAACCCUCCCAGUACCCUUCAUCCAGUUAUGAUCAACCUCCCUCUCACAGCUACAAUCCUCCAGAUCCCAUCCAAAACUAUCCCCAUAAUGAUUAUGCCCCGCCCACCCAGGAACUGCCCCUUAAUCCGCAUCACAAGUUCCCCAGCUUUGAUUUCCCAAAGUCCAGCUACGAAGUGCCCAUCUAUGAUCCCAUUCCCUUUGAGGCGUCCAACAGGGACGAGCAGGAGUCCUAUCCCCCCAUUCUGGCGUCCUCCCCCGAUCAAAAUGAGAUAACUAGCGACGCCCAUGCGGCCGGAAGCUCCAAGAAGCGGAAGAGGAAGCGCAAGCCGGGCUCCGGGGUGGUGCCCGCCAAGCACACCCUGGAUGUGCCGGAACUCCAGCAGGCCUACGACGCAGAUAGCCACCAGAGGGGCGAGUCGGGGGAAGUAAUUGAUUCGGAUGCCCAUGCCCAUGGCUCUCACUAUGUGGAAAGGAAGCAGACCUUCUUCAACUUUGUAACGCCCACGACAUCCACGUCCACAACAACACCGGCUCCCUGGAGCCCGAUGAGGGGCAGGAGCACCACCACCAGCACAGGAUUCAUCCCCACUAUUGUGACCAGCACUCCUGCUCCCAGAACCGCGACGAUGCGCACCAGAAAUCGUGGUAGCUCCAGGUAUCGUACCACCCAAGCGGUGAGUCCCAGUCAGCCGGAUCCCAUCCACACCAGCGUCCGGAUUGAGCAGUCCCACUCCCAGAGCUACUACGACGGCACCGUUGCACCACCGACCAGGCAGCAGUUCUCACCCAGCACCAGCGGUCGUGGCACGCGACCCACCCGACCGGCCUAUGCGCGGACACCGCUUGCUCUCCAGCCGGCGAACCACGGAAGAGAUGCACCAUCCCCGCCGGGGGUCACAUCCAAGCGCACCACGAAGGGUGUGUUCGACACCACCUUGUUCAAGAGCCCGCUCAGCGACAGGGAGAUGGAGCGGAAGCUCCAUGGACUGCGUCAGAACUUGCCAAAAAACCACAAACUGUACUGACUCCCAGAGGGGAGUCCAGAGGAGGCGCGUAGUUUAUAAAGACUUGGUUAGCUAGCACUAAGACUGGAGACUUAAGCUAAUAAUUUUUAUCGCAACUUAGGCUAAGGAUGUUUAAUAAAUUAAUAGUUUUGAAAGAAA
Messenger RNA from Drosophila ananassae, 2782 nucleotides. Its product is annotated as extensin. The record is from RefSeq and is a predicted model, not a curated record. Lineage: Eukaryota; Metazoa; Arthropoda; Insecta; Diptera; Drosophilidae. Bases 332 to 2644 code for a protein of 770 amino acids. The transcript has 2 exons.